AUGAGGCAAUGGGAUUUAACAUGGGAUGGCUUGCCUCGAGAAAUCCGGCUUCUUAUCUUAGAAGCCCUGAUGCAAGAUGGUUGCACACUGGGUCGCUUGGCCUCGGUGUCUCGAGAGUGGCAAACAGAACUCGAGCGGUAUAACUUCGCCCGAAUCAAACUGACACCGUCACGCCUGAUUGAUUUCAGUUCCAUGAUUCAACGCAAUCGGGCCCUCGUUCGCUAUAUCUGGUUCUGCUUAGAACUUGAUGACUAUGACUGCACCAAGUGUGCCCCUGCCCGCGGAAUGCUCACAGACGUGGAGUGGGAAGAGGCAUUUGCCAUCAGUGAUACAGAUAACUGUCCUAUCACUACGUCGUUUCAGAACUUGUUCUCGGUUCUCAGCACAUGGGAUCUUCACGGCGAUUUAACACUCGAUAUUAGUAUCUACUCGCCGAGUGACUCAAAACAUUGGUUUAAAUAUCUGACCUUUAUGCCCGAUACCCUUCCAGAUAUGCUUGUUGGUGGUGGUAUAGAGCAGAUGAUCUUAAACAAUGUCCAUAAUGAUCCUCAACAUGGUUGGGUUGCUGGUUUUCGACACUCUGCUCCAUCUACGUCGGCUAUCCGCAAAGUCUUCCAUUCAAUUAUGGAGGAGGGUCCGUUUGAUAGUGAGCAGUUAGAGCACCAAUGGUGGGACCAGCUUCCAUCGGUCCCGGCGGUGACCAGAUUACUUCUCCGCCAACAGAACCGCCGGAGAUGGAAGCCGGGCUCACUUGCACGUAUGCUUGCCCGUUUUCCCAGACUCCAGGAAGUCCACUACGAGCCCUGGAGAGAAUGGGACUUUAUACAGAGCUAUACAGAUAACAAUUUUCAAUAUCUUUUCGAGUCUAUCCAACAUUCUAACAACAAUCUCAAGAGACUAGUCGUCUUCGAAAACUUUAAUCAACAGUACCCAGCUAUUAUGCAGAGAUUCCUGGACGGGGUUGACUUGAGCGGAUGCGACAGUACUCGCAACCCAGCCCCAGCUGUUAGUCGGAUGGUCGCACUCGCCAGUCUCAGGCUUGAGCAUCUCGCAGCAUCCUUCAUCGUAGAUGCUAGCCAUUUCUUCGAGAUUGAACCCUCUUGGGAGUGGCCAAACCUAACCUCGCUUGCGCUUACUUCAAAAUUACUUACGCCGGACGAGAAUUCGAUCGAGAUUGGAGCUAUGCUUCAGGCAGCGGCGGCGGCGGCUAUGAAGAUGCCACAUGAUAUCCCCACCAUGACUUCGAUAUUAACGAGUCGGCAAGCGGAGGAACUACACAAGUCGAUCAUUGCAUACCUGUCGGGGAAUAACUUACCGAAUGCUGCCGCUGCCCUACGCGCCGAGUUAGGGCUCGGGGAGAAUGUUUUUGAUGACGCAACUGCGAAGAAAUACGAAACAUUGUUGGAGAAGAAAUGGACGAGUAUAGCUCGUGCCAUGCCGACUACUCUCUCUCGGCGUAACCAGGACCCUGCUUCUUGGCUCCCCAGGCACCCUCCUCGACAUUCUCUGGAAUCUCACCGGGAUACCAUUAACUGCGUCGCAUUCCAUCCAGUCUUCUCGUCAGUAGCCUCCGGCUCUGAUGAUUGCACAAUCAAGAUAUGGGAUUGGGAACUCGGCGAUCUAGAAAGGACAAUUAAAGGCCACACAAGAGCAAUACUGGAUGUCGACUAUGGUGGCCCAAGAACCGGGAUUCUCCUGGCAUCUUGUAGUUCUGAUCUGACUAUAAAGUUAUGGGACCCCGCGGACGGUUACAAGAACAUUCGGACACUGCUCGGCCAUGACCAUAGUAUUAGCGCGGUCCGUUUCAUUCGUUCCGGAGCCGCUGGCUCACCAUCAUCAGGAAAUCUUCUUGUCAGCGCGGGCAAAGACCAAACACUAAGGAUCUGGGACGUUACCACUGGGUAUUGCGUUAGGACGCUACACGGCCAUACCGGUUGGGUGCGAGAUGUGUGCCCCUCACCGGACGGGCAAUUCCUCUUAUCCACAGGCAACGACCAGACUCUUCGGUUAUGGGAUAUUUCUACACCGAGCCCAGAGAAUAAGCUGACAAUGAUCGGCCACGAUAACGUUAUUCAGUGUUGUGCGUUUGCACCGCCAUCUUCAUACCAGUAUCUCGCCUCAUUGGCCGGAUUAAAGAAGUCACCGCCAACCACCAGCACUGCAGAGUUCAUGGCGACGGGCUCGCGUGACAAGACCAUCAAGCUGUGGGACUCCCGGGGGGCUUGCCUCAAGACACUCGAGGGCCACGACAAUUGGGUGAGUGCUCUUGCAUUUCAUCCGGGGGGCAAGUAUCUCCUUUCCGUGGGAGAUGACAAGACACUACGGUGUUGGGACCUAAGCCAAGAAGGCAAGUGUGUCAAGGUUCUAGGUGAUGCACAUGAUCAUUUUAUCACUUGUCUGCGGUGGGCCCCGGGGAAUGUGAAGGAUGCGGUUAAUGGUGCGGCUGCUCCAGCACCAAGCGGGGAGGGGAAUGGAACACCGAAGAAGGGAACCGGGGCGGGAACCUCUGAUAUACAGAUUCGCUGCGUCAUCGCAACAGGCAGCGUGGAUAUGACAUUGAGGAUUUUUACAAACUAG
Messenger RNA from Scedosporium apiospermum, 2577 nucleotides. RefSeq lists its product as uncharacterized. The coding region runs from base 1 to 2577 and encodes 858 amino acids. The record is from RefSeq and is a predicted model, not a curated record. NCBI's taxonomy places the organism in Eukaryota, Fungi, Ascomycota, Sordariomycetes, Microascales, Microascaceae. Gene Ontology annotation, molecular function: protein binding. The transcript is spliced from 5 exons.